Molecule: messenger RNA, 1526 nt
Organism: Helianthus annuus (common sunflower)
Lineage: Eukaryota; Viridiplantae; Streptophyta; Magnoliopsida; Asterales; Asteraceae
Product: probable tRNA N6-adenosine threonylcarbamoyltransferase, mitochondrial
Exons: 13
Coding region: 34-1434 (466 amino acids)
Biological process (GO): tRNA threonylcarbamoyladenosine modification
Cellular component (GO): mitochondrion
Source: RefSeq, a predicted model, not a curated record
CUCUCCCUCUCUCUCUACACCACACAGACGAAAAUGGCGUCGUUGGGACUUACCCUUUCCUGUACAAUUUCCCGCUUAAAUCUCAUGUCAGAAUUAUCACAUAAUCUCCCUACAAUCAGAGUUUUCAAAGCAUUAUCCUCUAGAUUAACACCACAAAAGCCGUUACAUCAUCACAGAUUGUUCAAAUCUUCAUUCUCUACUCUUAAUUGUUCGAAAACCCUAGGUUCGAAUCUCGUUUUCUACGACAAUUUGGUUGUUCUUGGAAUCGAAACAAGCUGCGAUGACACUGCCGCAGCUGUUGUCAGAGGUGAUGGUGAAAUCCUUAGCCAAGUUGUAUCUUCUCAGGCAGAUCUGCUUGCACGGUAUGGAGGAGUAGCUCCUAAAAUGGCAGAAGAAGCUCAUUCUCAGGUGAUUGAUCAGGUAGUACAAGAUGCACUUGAUAAGGCUAACUUAGCAGAGGCAGAUCUCUCUGCAGUUGCAGUUACUAUUGGUCCUGGGCUAAGCCUGUGUCUAAGAGUUGGUGUGCAAAAAGCUCGGAAAAUCGCUGCUACUUACCAGUUGCCUAUUGUCGGUGUGCAUCACAUGGAAGCUCAUGCUUUAGUAGCCAGGUUAUGUGAUAGAGAUUUGCAGUUUCCUUUCAUGGCUCUUCUUAUAUCAGGUGGACAUAAUCUUCUAGUUCUUGCACGUGAUCUUGGCCAUUACUUACAGCUCGGGACCACUAUAGAUGAUGCAAUUGGUGAGGCAUAUGACAAGUCAGCAAAGUGGCUCGGUCUUGAUUUGAGGAGGAGUGGUGGGCCCGCUAUAGAGGAGCUUGCUCGACAGGGUGAUGCUCAAUCUGUAACGUUUUCUGUUCCAAUGAAACAACAUAAAGAUUGCAACUUCUCGUAUGCUGGUCUAAAGACUCAAGUGAAGCUUGCAAUCGAAUCCAAAAAUAUUGAUGCUGGGAUCCCCUUCUCUUCUGCAAGUAUUGAAGAUCAACGCCUACGAGCUGAUAUUGCUGCCUCAUUUCAGAGGGUUGCGGUAUUGCAUCUAGAAGAGAGGUGUGAACGGGCUAUUCAAUGGGCAUUAGAGAUUGAGCCAUCGAUUAAACAUUUGGUUGUUUCAGGGGGUGUUGCGUCGAAUCAGUAUGUGAGGGCCCGCCUUCACGAGGUUGUUGCUAGGAACUCCCUUCAACUCGUCUGCCCUCCUCCAAGUCUCUGUACCGACAAUGGUGUAAUGAUUGCCUGGACCGGUAUUGAGAAUUUUCGGUUAGGAAGAUUUGAUCCUCCACCACCUGCCAUCGAACCUGAGGAUUGUCAGCUUGAUUUGAGGCCGAGGUGGCCGUUGGGGGAGGAAUACGAGAGAGGAAGAAGUAUAGCUCGGUCAAUGAGGACGGCUCGGAUCCAUCCAUCUCUUACUGCACUUACCCAAGCUUCUCAGUGCCAAAAAUCAUAAUUUUUGUCUUCAUAUUCUUGCACCAUUUGGUUUCUGUACCAUAAACCUGCCGUUGGGCUGAUAUAGAAAUAUAAUUUUAUCUUCGAAUGUCA